Messenger RNA from Chanos chanos (milkfish), 2151 nucleotides. RefSeq names its product hepatocyte growth factor a (gene hgfa). Gene Ontology annotation, molecular function: signaling receptor binding; serine-type endopeptidase activity. The transcript is spliced from 18 exons. Bases 1 to 2151 code for a protein of 716 amino acids. NCBI's taxonomy places the organism in Eukaryota, Metazoa, Chordata, Actinopteri, Gonorynchiformes, Chanidae. The record is from RefSeq and is a predicted model, not a curated record. Gene Ontology annotation, biological process: hepatocyte growth factor receptor signaling pathway; negative regulation of apoptotic process; positive regulation of protein phosphorylation.
AUGGUAUCCAAAUGGGAUUGCUUCCAGCUGUGGGUGCCAGAGUGCCACACCUUCCAGAGCGUGCUAGAAGAAAAGAAGUCUGAAAUCAUGCGGAUUUACAAAGUCCUUCUCUGUGUGAUACUUGUCGCUCAUUUGGAGUGUAGAAAACAGACACUGCAGAGAUAUCAGAAGAGUGAGGACACCAAGCUUCUGUGCUCAGACUGUGGGCGUCCCCGUGUGAGAAACCUCUCUCUGGAAGAUUGUGCUUGGAAAUGCAGCAAGAGCAAGAAAUCCUGCAGGGCAUUUCACUUUGACUAUCCAAACAGGAAAUGCCACUUGCUCUCAUUUGACCGCUAUUCAGAGGGAGCACAGAAAGAGUACAAAGCCAACUAUGACCUUUAUGAGAAGAAAGAGUAUGUGAAAGAGUGUAUCAUUGGCUCUGGAGUGACCUACAGGGGAAGAAGAUCUGUCACAAAAACUGGAGUCCCAUGUCAAGCCUGGGAUUCGUCUAUUCCACAUGAACACAAUUUCAAGCCUGCUAGAUACAGGAAGAGUGACCUGCGUGGCAACUUCUGCCGUAACCCAGACAAUGAAGCCACUGGACCCUGGUGCUUCACCUCUGAUCCAGAUAUUCGGCAUCAGGAGUGUGGCCUACCACAGUGCUCAGAGGUUGAGUGUAUGCGGUGCAAUGGUGAAGGCUAUAGAGGGCCUAUGGAUCACACUGAGAGUGGGAAAGAAUGCCAGAGAUGGGACUCCCAAAGACCUCACAGACACACAUAUCAGCCACAUAGGCACUCUGGGAAAGGGCUGGAUGAUAAUUACUGCCGUAACCCAAAUAAUGAUGUGCGUCCGUGGUGUUACACCAUGGAUAAAAACACUCCCUGGGAAUACUGUGACAUCAGCAUUUGUGAUUCAGAUAAUAGCCCAGACAUGGAUGUGACGACGUCCUGCUUCCAGAAUCAGGGUGAGCAUUACCGUGGCACCAUAAGCGUGACUCCGAGUGGGGUGACCUGUCAGCGCUGGGAUUCUCAGUUUCCUCACAACCAUUCCUACAACCCCCAGAACUACAGAUGCAAAGAUUUGAGGGAGAAUUAUUGCAGGAACCCCGAUGGGGCAGAAAUACCAUGGUGUUUUACAACAGACCCUAAAGUUAGGAAAGCUUUCUGCACCAACAUCCCAAGAUGUGAGUCUGUGACCUCUGACAGUACAGACUGUUAUCAAGGCAAUGGAGAAAGUUACCGAGGAAAUCUGUCGAAGACUAGAUCUGGCAUUCCCUGUGGGCUCUGGUCAGAUCACACUUACAGCACUUACAGUGGAGACACACACUUGGGGGAGGCCAGCAUGGGGCUAGAGCUGAACUUAUGCAGGAAUCCAGACAGAGAUAAGCAUGGACCUUGGUGUUACACAUCAAACUCUUCCAUCCCCUGGGACUACUGUCAUCUUGAACGCUGUGAUGAGUCAAAGCCAUCCUGUUUUGUGCACAUAACGACACGGAUCGUGGGGGGCACACAGGUGCAGAGAGCAGAAGAUGGCAGUUGGGUGGUCAGCAUUCAGAAAGGAAACACACAUUGGUGUGGUGGGUCUCUGAUCAGAGAAGAGUGGGUUCUUACUGACCAGCAAUGUUUCUCAUCCUGUGUUCCUGACCUGUCAGAGUACAGUGUGCAGGUAGGCCUUCUCCAUCUCAACACCACCACCCAGAGACAGGGUCUCCGCAUUGCGCGUGUGGUCUGUGGACCUGAAGGCUCCAACCUAGCCCUGCUCAAGCUCACGCAGCCAGCCCCUCUCUCAGAGCAUGUGUGGACUAUCCAGCUGCCAGUGGCGGGCUGUCAAAUGAAAGAGGGGUCAAACUGUCUCAUGUAUGGCUGGGGGGAAACAAAAGGAUAUGAAGGAAGACUGAAAAUGGUGGAGCUGCCAAUGAUCAGCAAUGACAAGUGCUCAGUGAACCACAGUCUGCCAAUCACAGAGAAUAAAAUUUGUGCAGGAGGAAAGAAAGACCAAGGUGUUUGUGAGAAAGACUAUGGUGGUCCUUUGGUGUGCCAGGAGAGAGAGAGUAAGGUCAUCAUGGGUGUGAGCAUCCAUGGGCGAGGGUGUGCCCUUGUCGGGCGACCAGCCAUAUUCAUUAAUGUGCCCUUCUACUCAGAGUGGAUCCAUAAAGUCUUCAAACACUACUGA